UCGUUGAUUGCUCUGACACAUCCUCUGUUUUAAAACCCCCACUUCCCCAAAUCAUAUCACCACCAUCUUCCCCUGCCUCGUUCUCUCUGUCUCUGUAUAUGGCUUCUCUCCUUCUUCCCCUCUUCCCCCUUUUAAUGGCGCUCCUCCUUCCACUUCAAGCCAAGACCCAUUGGGAAGACACCCAGGUUCUCAAACAGCUCAAGAACGCUCUCGACCCGACCUCUAUCCCCUCCGGCUCCUGUCUCGAAUCCUGGGAUUUCUCUCUCGACCCAUGUGAUAAUCUCUUCGGCCACAAGUUCACCUGCGGUUUCCGCUGCGACGACGUCGUCUCCGGCGUCUCCCGAGUCACCGACCUCACCCUCGACCACGCUGGCUACUCCGCCUCCCUUUCCUCUGUUUUCUGGAACCUCCCUUUUCUGCAAUCGCUCGAUUUCUCCAAUAAUUUCUUCUCUGGUCCGAUUCCCAACUCCUUCUCCAAUUUGACUCGGUUGCGUUCACUCAGUCUCUCUUCCAACUCGUUUUCUGGCGAGGUUCCGCCCUCAAUCGGCUCGCUCUCUGCGCUCGAGGAGCUUUAUUUGAAUGGAAAUGGGUUUAAUGGCUCUAUUCCGGCGAGUUUUGUGGGGCUUGUUAGUUUGAAGCGGCUGGAAUUGCAGUCUAAUGGGUUCACCGGUGCGUUUCCUGAUUUGGGUGUUUUGAAGAAUUUGUAUUAUUUGGAUGGAACUGAUAAUGGGUUUUCUGGAGAGCUUCCGGCGGGUUUUCCGGCGUCGUUGGUUCAAUUAUUGAUGAGGAAUAAUAGCUUUGAAGGAGUGGUUCCGAGUAGUAUUGGCGAUUUGGGUAAUCUUCAAGUUGUGGAUCUGAGUCAUAAUCAAUUCAGUGGCUCUGUUCCGGCGGCUCUGUUUGAACAUCCGUCUUUGGAACAACUUACUCUCUCUUUCAACCAAUUCUCCGCCGUGGAAACACCAAAUUCCAGCGGUGCUCGGAGUAGUCUCAUCGCCGUCGAUUUAAGCGACAACGAAAUCACUGGAUUUCUGCCGCCGUUCCUAGCGUUAAUGCCGAAGCUCUCUGCUUUGUCACUGGAGAACAACAACUUCACCGGAAUGAUUCCGGUUCUCUACGCCUUCAAAACCGCCAAACCAGAGCCGGGAAUGUCACCGUUAGUAAGACUAUUAUUGGGCGGAAACUAUCUAUUCGGUCCAAUCCCGGAGCCACUACGGCUGAUGAAACCCGACUCGGCCACCGUGACACUCGCCGGGAACUGCCUGUUCCGUUGCCCGACAUUCUUGUUCUUCUGCCAAGGAGGCGAGCAGAAAUCCUCCGCCGAAUGCCGGAGCGCCGGGCCGGUAAUCCCAUAAAAAAAACAGAGUGUGUUGUUUAGGAUGCUAAGGUUGAUUGAUUUAGACAUGUUUUUUUGGAUUAAGAUUAAUUGGAGAGUUUGUAACGAUGAAUGUUCAUAAAUAAUUGAUUGGGAAUUGGGAGAUUUUAUUUUUUUA
Molecule: messenger RNA, 1490 nt
Organism: Cucurbita maxima (winter squash)
Lineage: Eukaryota; Viridiplantae; Streptophyta; Magnoliopsida; Cucurbitales; Cucurbitaceae
Product: leucine-rich repeat receptor-like serine/threonine-protein kinase BAM3
Exons: 1
Coding region: 99-1352 (417 amino acids)
Molecular function (GO): protein binding
Source: RefSeq, a predicted model, not a curated record